ACGUGCCAAUACGGAAGGUUCAGGGUAUCCUCACAGAAAUUGAUAUAGCACUUUCUGAGGCAGAGAGGGACUUUUCUAUCAUGGCGCACUCCGGGUCUCUCGCCACGGUCAGUCUGGCCAGUGUUGGUCCAGAGUACAUACUAGCUGCUAUGAUUGAGCAACUUAGGGUCCGACCACUGAUUGACGACCUCGAAGAUGUGGACAUAUACUGGCACUGCACUGACAGAUUGCAAUACCAAGUCCAUUCCAACCCCGGGAAGCGCCUGCUUCGAGACAUCCAGUAUGUUCACGAAGAAGUUGAGAUCCUCAUGGUUGUCAAUGCAUGGCAGAAGGACAUGUACAUGAAAAUGCUUAAAGCACUAGACCCAGCAUCCGUUCCCGUAACCACCUAUACACGCGCCAGUCUCUUUCCCCUCGAGGAAGCCCAAUUAGCCGCCGGUAUAACAUCCAUGAUCGACAAAGACCAGGAACUCGACGCCAUGAAAGAGAAACUGCUCAGUCUCGGCGAUACCGCAAAGCAGAACAUCGAGAUCCACGAAGCAGAUCACGGGAAAGCCAUCUUUGUCUUCACCACCGUCACAAUCAUCUUCCUCCCCCUCUCCUUCGUCACCUCCUUCUUCGGCAUGAACACCACAGACAUCCGCGACAUCACCUGGUCGCAGACCAUCUUCUGGGCCACCGCCGUACCUAUCACGCUCCUCACCGUCUUGCUUGCUCUCGGCCUGGCAUACAAAGGCGACAGAAUAAGCGCCCUGAUCCGUCGCCUCCAUCGCACGCUUUCGGGACGCCCGGAAAGGGCGCUUGAUUUGUCCCUGUCGUCAUGGUCGAAGAAUCGGAGACUGACGCAGAGGAGACCGAUUGCAAGCUACGGGUUCCGGCGGAGACGGUCGAGCGGGAUGGCAAGGGCGCAGACGGAGAGGAGUACGGCAUACUCCCUGGCGUGAGCAGCAGUGGGGAUCAUUUCAUAUAAGCAUCACAAACGACGAUACGGCAGGCUCAUUUU
Pseudovirgaria hyperparasitica is the source of this 1003-nucleotide messenger RNA. RefSeq lists its product as uncharacterized. Gene Ontology annotation, molecular function: metal ion transmembrane transporter activity. The record is from RefSeq and is a predicted model, not a curated record. Gene Ontology annotation, cellular component: membrane. Bases 81 to 944 code for a protein of 287 amino acids. Gene Ontology annotation, biological process: metal ion transport; transmembrane transport. The transcript has 3 exons. NCBI's taxonomy places the organism in Eukaryota, Fungi, Ascomycota, Dothideomycetes, Acrospermales, Acrospermaceae.